ACAAGAGUACACGACGGACGGUCGGCCGGCCGGGCAAUGCGGUGGUUGGUGAGGCGGCCAUGUCUCAUGUGCAACAAAACCCUUUUCCAAAUCAAAGAAAGAGGAAUUCUCUCACGAUCCGCCGGUCUUCCUCCUCCCCGAAACCAAGUCCCAUUUCCCCAUCUCAUCAAUAAAUCCCCUCGCCCCGCCUCCCGGACCUCCGGCCUCGCCUCCGCCGCAGAUCGGCCGAUACACCGGACCGGGCUCUUCCUCCGCCCGUCCCCGCGCCGUUCCACCUUUUCCUGCGCGUCUUUUGGAGCAAAGCUCGCGCCGGAAAGCUUUUUUUUUUUCUCCGGAGGAAAAGGUCGCGCGCUCACGGGUGGAAAGGAAGCUCGGCGGUUUUGCUCCUCUGUCCAUCUUCUCUGGCUUUGGGGGCUUUGGGGAAGGCGGAGAGAUCGCUCGCUGCUGGCCUCGCCCGCAAAAAGCUCGGGAUCUCCUCUCCGCGUAAGGGGAAGAAUCUCUUUCAAGUUUGGGGCCGUGCCGGGAAGCUCAUUCAGAAGGCCUUGAGGUCUAGGACAUCGGUGAAGCUCUGGUUGUCAUAGCAGAGUUUCUGGCAGAUAUGUCUUUCCGCAGCAUAGUCCGCGAUGUUAGAGAGAGCUUCGGAAGCUUAUCAAGGCGGGGCUUUGAGGUGAGGAUUUCAGGCCUCCCUGGUCUUUCCGGCCAUCAUCACCGGGGGAAGUCUUUCGGGCCACCGGGUGAGCUGCACGGCGGAGCUGUGGUGGCUGACCAGAAUGGCUGGGUUGGUCUUCCUCCUGAAUUACUUCGUGAUGUGAUGAAAAGGCUGGAGGAAGGCGAGAGCACUUGGCCCUCCCGCAAAGAUGUUGUGGCUUGUGCGGCUGUCUGCAGUGCGUGGAGAGAGAUCUGUAAAGAUAUAGUUCAGAGCCCGGAGUUCUGUGGGAAACUCACUUUUCCGGUGUCGCUUAAACAGCCAGGACCUCGAGAUGGAUUAAUCCAGUGCUUUAUUAGAAGGGACAAAUCAACACUAACCUAUUAUCUCUACCUGUGCCUUAGCCCUGCUGUGCUUAGUGAGAACGGGAAGUUCCUGCUAGCAGCUAAGAGGAAUCGCCGGACAACAUACACCGAAUACAUAAUUUCUGUGGAUUCUAAAAACAUCUCACGGUCAAGCGACGGCUAUGUUGGAAAAAUGAGGUCGAAUUUCCUUGGCACUAAGUUCAUCGUCUAUGACACUCAGCCACCAUACAAUGCCGGGAGCCUCAUCCCAUGCCAGCGCGGCAGCCGUCGCAUCUCUUCCAGGAGGGUCUCCCCGAAGGUGCCAACGGGUAGCUACCCCAUCGCCCACGUGAACUAUGAGCUCAACAUGCUGGGCACCAGAGGGCCGAGGCGUAUGCAGUGCACGAUGCACUCCAUCCCGGCCUCUGCGGUUGACCCGGAAGGCGUGGUGCCUGGGCAACCCCAGCAGCUGCUCCCUGGUCCAUUCGACGAGUCCUUCCGUAGCACGAACGCCUCCUCCAGGUUCUCCAUUGCAGACUUCAGCAGCUCUCGCUUCUCAAGCUCCCGAUUCUCAGACGUAAGUGGAGGGUUGCGGCGAGACGAGGAAGAUGGGGAGGCCAAGGAGAGGCCCUUGGUCCUCCGCAACAAGGUGCCGAGAUGGCACGAACAGCUGCAGUGCUGGUGCCUCAACUUCCGAGGCCGGGUGACGGUGGCCUCCGUGAAGAACUUCCAGCUGACAGCAGCCAUGCCACAGGUGACGGCCGCUGCUGUGCUGCCGUCGGAACCUUCGCAGCCGCCCCAGCAACAGCAGCUCCAGCCUUCGAGUUCCUCAUCGUCUUCGAUGUCCGAUCACGAGAAGGUGAUCCUGCAGUUCGGUAAGGUUACCAAGGACAUGUUCACCAUGGACUAUCGGUACCCGCUCUCGGCGUUCCAGGCGUUCGCCAUCUGCUUGACCAGCUUUGACACCAAGCUGGCCUGUGAAUGAAUAGACCAGUAGCACAAGUAUUUAUGUGUCAUAUCAACAUCUAUUUUUUUAUGUUUCUGUUGUUGAUUUACUUAUUUAUUCCUUGAGUGUCAAGAAUGGCAAAAAGUCUAAAGGUUUGGUCGUUGCUACGUUUUUUAUGCCUCUGAACCUCUCUGUACAUUGUAACAGCAAAAGAUAUAAACAUCUUUGAAUGAUGCGUGCA
Molecule: messenger RNA, 2177 nt
Organism: Hordeum vulgare subsp. vulgare (domesticated barley)
Lineage: Eukaryota; Viridiplantae; Streptophyta; Magnoliopsida; Poales; Poaceae
Product: tubby-like F-box protein 12
Exons: 5
Coding region: 599-1975 (458 amino acids)
Molecular function (GO): protein binding
Source: RefSeq, a predicted model, not a curated record